ACAGGGGUCUCCAACAGGUACAGUAGCCGUAUGCUAGCAGUAGCUCACCAGCUGAUGUUGAGUAGUUCACCAAAGAAUACUUGCAUCACCUCUUAGUAGUUUUAUAAGUCUUGUAUUGAAACAUGGCGCCUAUAUUGUAUUUAAUGGCAAAUGGGCACACUUGCCCAUUCACUUUGUAAAUAAGUACAAUUUACUGUAAAUGUUAGCAGUCACGUAAAACACAACUAGCUCUGCUCUCCUUUCUUCCUUUCUUCAAAGUAGACUUAAUAAUGCUGCACGUUGGAUACACGUUUGCUAUCAUAACCCUGGACUCUCAAUUUAUACUCUUUAUACAGGACAGAUUUCUAUAGCAAAAAUAUCUAAAUUGUUAUUUCCAUCCAUCCAUUUUCUAUACCGCUUCUCCUCUUGAGGGUCGUGGGAGCAUGCUGGAGCCUAUCCCAGUUGUUGAUUAUGUCAGGGUGUACCCCGCCUGUCGCCCGAAGUAAGCUGGGAUAGGCCCCAGCCUGCCCCUGCGACCCUAAUGAGGAGAAGCGGUAUAGAAAAUGGAUGGAUGGAUGUUAUUUUGAACUAAAAAUAUAUAUUAUUAAAUGAUUAAUUUCCCAUGUACUGGUAUUUGUAUUACUCUAAAACAGGCAUCAAAUUAAAUUUAGGUUUGUGUCAAAUAGUAGAAAAUGUUGUACUUUCACAUAGUACUACUGGACUAAAUAGGUCAGGUAACAAAGGGAGGCACGGCAUUUUAGACUCUCACUUUAAGUGCUCUCAGCAGCUUUGCCAGUUUUGCAAUGUUCUUGGUUCAUGUUCUGCUGGUUGUUGAACAAAGUUCAAUGAAUAAGUUAGGAAAUAAAUAAGCCAUAAAUUGUUAUUUAUCAUGAUAAAAAUGAAAUUGCAGAUGCAGCAGUCAUAUGCAGCCCACCACCACAGCUUCAAAAAAUCCUAGUGGUAACCCUGAAAUUGUACCAAAACAAUGUCUAUUUUGGUGUAAAUUGACGUUUGGCCCAAAUAAGGGCUAGUAAGGAUAGGUCACUCACAGCUGGGCUGUUUCCACAGCAUGUCCACACACACACAAAAGCCGUUUCUAAGACCAUUUUCAGUCAUGUUGUUGUUAUGAUUGCCUAUACAUGUAGACGAGACAUACAAGAGGGCAGGAUAUAAUGCUUGCUGUAGGUUCCAAUGUUGGCGCCCUCUAGGCAGUUGGGGAACUCACUGCAUAUACGUAACACCGUCCUUUUAAGAGAAUUUGAAACAUGGAAGUAACGUCUCAAGCCCAUACAAACAUUGCCCUGUGUUAUUCCACCAGUCUCCAAAACGCUGUUGUCAAAUUCAUGAGUGACUGAAGCCAGGAGCAACCAGUUUUUCUCCAUUUUUAAUUAGAAAUAGUCCUCUAUAAAUGUAGGCUCAGUCUCCUAUCUGGCAAUGAAUACGGUAAUUAUUGACUGGUAAAUAUGUACAUUUUUUGUGUCAACAAAAGCAAGUCAAACUGGGAUAAUUUAAUCAUAAAAAACAUUGAUGCCAAAACACGAUUGGUGUUCAAUUGAUGCCAAAACACCACAUAUUUCAGACAACAAUCUGUUUUUUCAACACACCGGGUUUAUUCACAGAGGCUGUCUCCCCAUUUCUGCAUAAGCCCCCUGAGAGAGAGGCCAUGCAUGCAGUUUAAUUUCAAUGCUCAUAAAUGAAAUCAUGUACAAUGGCAGCCAAAGGCAGCUAGUUGUAGUACAUCUGUUGCUAUCUUAAUCCCCUCUCAUGUAUGACAUCACUGGGAACGGCCAGAGGAUAUAGCAGCCGAGUUGGGUUUUAUCUGUUUUUUUUCCCAUUUAGCUUGUCAGCCUGCACCUGUUUUUUCUACUCUUUAGGUGGACAAGACAGACCAGCUAGUGUAUCAGUAGUCUUAACCUUUCUGUGACAGCGUGGAGUAUCUGCUAAUCCUCUGCGCUACGACAGGAAGUAGGUCAUGUGAAGCAGUCAGCCACACAACACAUCAUCUCUGCCGCCGCACAACAAGCUUUCUUCGUCAUGCACCAUGUACGCACAGCUAUUUUACAAUGUGGCGACAUAUUACUUGUAGAAAGGACUGCAUAAAGGAGCCCCAGCUGGGCCGGCCUCCCCAUGCUGACCCUCCACCUCAGAAUGCUGUCCUUUAGUGACGAGGCAGGCUCAGCCCCCGUGUGUGUAAUCCUCUGAUCUGUUGAGAUGACACUGUAAGAUUCUGUUGUUGUCAUGCUGAUACCACGCACACAUGCUCCCCUGAUCCUGGGACAGCUUGGAAACGAUCACAUCUUGUUGCAGAGUGCUCGUAAGGAAGUAGAAUUUGAAGUUGUUUUUACUUGAGAACGCUGCUGGGCUUGAUGUGCUGAGGAGGAUUCAUCACUGGCUCAUUGUGGCCCCCUUCAGGACCUUAUGUACAACCAGACCGCCCAGAGUUGGAGAAAUUUCUGGAACAGAUUAUAACUUUGUCUCCAUCGAGGAGUUUUUCUCCCUGGAGGAGUCAGGAGCACUGCUUGAGAGUGGCAAGUUUAAAGGUACACGCCGGCAACCUCUCUUUAAUUAAUCCUUGUUGGACACAGCAUGUUUUCACAACAAUGGAAUAGGUACGGUAAUCUUAUGUACAGUUGCACACAGAUGAUUCAACACUCAUUGUGAUUCUUUCUAAGUUGCAACAAAACAAACAUUGUUUAAUGCUUUUUAAAACUGAUGUAAUUAUUGCUGAUAUUGUCAUUAUUAGUACUUUUUUAGUAUUGUGCUACGUCUUCUCAAUUGAUUUGUGUACAUUUCUAAGUGUUGUAAAGCUGGGAUUGGGUUGGAGUUGGGGUUCUUUCAUUUCCUUUGUUAAAUAAGCAAUAAUAAUAAUAAUUAUUAUUAUUAUUAUUAUUAUUAAUUAUAGACAGGUUCUUAUCUCUGUUGGAACGUCUGCUGGAACAUCUCUGUGUGGAGUUUGCAUGUUCUCCACAUGCAUGCAUGGGUUUUCUCCAGGUACUCCGACUUCCUCACACAUUCCAAAAAUAUGUAUGAUAGGUUAAUUGGAAACUCUAAAUUGUCCAUAGGUGUGAAUGUGAGUGUAUAUGGUUGUUUGUCUAUUUGUGCUCUGGCCCUUGGCUGGUGACCAGUCAGCGACCAGUCCAGGGUGUACCCCGCCUGUCGUGCAAAGUCAAGGUCCAGCUUUACCGUACCCGUGACCCUAGAGAGGACAAGUGGUAUAAAAAAUGAAUGAAUGAAUAGGAAAAGCUUGUAAUUUGCAGUGGGGGUUGAAUCAUUUUCUGUGCAACCACUCAUUUUACAGCAACAUGACAUUGCCUUGUCAGAAUGUAGCAUUUUCUUUACUUUUUUUCCAUUUUUAUAUCAUUUUUAAAUAGAAAUAAUUAAAUAAAAUAGUAUACAUUUAUAAAAUGGCAUUAUUAUUAUUAUGAUUAUAUAAAUGUUAUGUUAAAUUUUCAAUUAUGGUAUAAAGGAGUAUUAUUUUCAGGUCCUAUAAUACCCUCCUACGACCUGGCGUCCACAUGUGUGGACAUCACAUUUUUGGUUGUCAACACUACAGUGUUAAAUUUUGGACAACAAGGGCCUGGCAUCCACUUCUGAGGACGUUAAACUGCCACCUAGUGGUGUAAGAAGAGUGUAACAAAGUACAUGUAAAAUUCAAGAUGGCUGACAACCCACCCAAACAUUCAGAUGGCUCCUCCCAAUCAAAAAGUCGACCAGGUAAAAAAUUCAAACAAAUUUCAUGGCUGAUUCUUGCUCAGAUAUGUUUAGAAGUGUUCAAUGUGUGUUGUGGAAGUUGAAUUUUGCAAAAGUAAGAAAAUUUGACGAUUUACCAUGCUGCUAAAGUUGAUGUACACAUAUGUGGACAGAGGGACUUAGUUUUGUUGAUUUUGUUGAACAUGUCCACAAAUGUGGACAGAGGGAGUUGGUUUAGAAUUUGUAUUUUGGGAUGAUUUUGUUAGAAAACAUCAUUUUAUACAGUACAAACAAAUAUGGCGUGUUUUAUAAAUAAAAUCUAUGUAGAUUUGUUUUUGGUUUGAAACAAAAAAUUUUUUUUCCAAGAGCAUUAUUCUCUGCAACAAGUAAUGGAAAUGCUGGGGUUAAUUGGUGGAGACAACUCCGAGGUGGAGGAUUUAUCAGUCAUCAGUGAUCCUGUGGGAGAUGCUGAAUAUCAACCUCCUCCCACCAGCAGUGAGGAAGACAGUAGUGGGUGUGAGGACCACAGCCCUGUCAGCCUAUCAGGGGACGCAAACGUUUGCGCGAGGAAUACGAGGGAUAUCGGUCAGAUCGUGACAUUGCCACAUCACGCACCCCCAGGCGUCACUCUCAGACACCGCAGAAAGAGGCUGAUGUCUCAGGCAAUGUCUCUGAAGAUACAACACCAGGACUCAGCCAUGAAGAACAGUCCAACAAAGGGUACCAAGUGGUUUGACAAUAAACCAGUGUUGAUGUCUACUGUACAUGCUCAAGAGCCAGAAGACAUGUGCCAGAGAUGGGACAAGAAACUGAAACGGUAUGUGACCAUCUCUCCACCAUGUGUUAUCCGUGAAUACAACUCCAAGAUAGGUGGAGUUGACCUUGUGGAUAGAAUGAUGAGCUACUAUCGAAUGAGUGUCCGGACAAAAAAAUGGACACUGAGGAUGCUGAUGCACUUUACCGAUCUGGCUUUAGCCAACAGCUGGUUACUGUACCGCAAAGACCUCACUCUGAAUGGCACACCAAAGAAGAACAUCAUGCAGUUCCUUCAAUUCCGCAUGGAAGUGGCCAUGACCUUCUUGGCUCAGAGAGACAAUGACAACUCUGACUUUUCAGAGCAGGAAGAUGACACAGAAGUUUCAGUCCAAGGGAAACAGCGUCCAUUGCAGGCAGUGCCCCACAUCUCAUUCCGCAGGAAGGCUAAUGCACAUCUGCCAGAAGUGGUACACUCAAAGAACGCAUCACGAUGCAGAGCAAAAGGAUGCUCAGGGAAAACUCGAGUGCAGUGUGUUAUGUGCAAGGUGUUCCUCUGCUUACAGGCAGAUCGCAACUGUUACGCUGCCUUUCAUACACAGGCAUGAACAUUUACCCAAGGGGAAAAAAUGUUGGAGCACUUUUGGUGUGCAAGUUUCACGUUUUGAAAUAAACAGUUCAACAGUAGCAAUGAAAAAUAUUUUUGAAGGUUUACUUAUUUUAUAUCUGUCCUCCUGCAACUGUUAGCAGCACUUCAUAUGACUUGCGUAAAGGGGCACAAGUUGUUGCUUUGAAUUUUGUUUUUACACUCGGAAAAAAUGAUGCUGUGUUCAGGCAACAAAUAAAGUUUUGCACAUCAUUACUCAAUUGUGAUGUUAUUGUGUUCACUCAAAUUUAAAACGAAUGUCCUCAUAUGCGGACAUCAUUUUUCUCAGAAACUACAUCAUGUAAAAAGAUAAUUCUUUGUUUUUACACUCAUCAGGUCCCAAUUAGCCUAAAUAUCAAAGAGAAAAUAAAAAUGCAUGCCUUGCAAGAGUUCGGGUCUUAGGAGGAUACUAUAAAAAUUACUAAUUUCCCAAAACACGUAUGGUUAAAAUGCAAAUGAAAGCAUGCAUGCCUUUUUUUGUGACUAAAAUCUAGUGAAUUCUCUUGCUUGACAAACUGUGCUGCUUUUUUGUAGCAUCGGUUACAUACUGGCAGGUUACAGAAAUAUCAUUCAGUUGGUUUGUGAUACAAAUGCACAUAGAAAUGUACGUUCAGUCGUCUCUCGUUUAUCACGGUUAAUUGGUUCCAAACUGGACUGCAAGAAGUGAAUUUCCACGAAGUAGGAUUCACUAUUAAUAAAUGGAAUAUUUUUGUAGUUUUGGCAUAGAAAACCUGUUUACGAUCUUCUAAAUGCGUUUUUUAACAUUAUUAGAGCCCUCAGGACAUGAAAUAACACCCAUAGAGUCACCUUUACAUUUGUAUUACCCAAAGAAGUAGAUAUAGUCAGAGAGUUUAUCUCUGCUCACAGAAAGCGAAUAAAUGCUACAUUAUUCAUGUUUUUUUUCUGUUACGACAGAGACGAUCCUAUACAUUACACGUAAGGGAGACAUUCAGCUCCCAAUACACAGGUCCCACCUCUAGUGUGUGUCAGAAUGCUGUGUCUGAUUAAAACGGCUGCAUGCAUUAGCAUCCAUAAUUUAUGAGAGUUUAAUGGGAGCAAUUUACUGUGUCCUCCUUACCUGCCUCACAUGUGACAUUGACAGAUACAUUGCUUCAGCAAUGUAAGAUGUGUCCGCCUUAUGUAGCCUUGUGCAUUACAAGGAGUUUUUCUUUCUUGAGCUGAAGCAGAUUCAUAUUUACAUUCACACUACAUGCUUUGCGAGUGAAUAUCUGAAUAUUCAGUUUGUUUACUGGAAUUGGAAAACAUAUGAGCAUUGAUUAUUUGUUUUCAAUGCACGCAGAUCACAUCUUGCCUUUCUCUGACUCAGGGAAUUACUACGGCACGCCUCGACCCAUUCACAUCAGCCCGGAGAGCCCCCCCAUUACAUACCAGGAACACCGCAACCUGCUCAGGAACUUCCGCACGCGCAGCAAGUCGCUCAACAACCUGGAGAAGGCUGCGGUGGAAGUGGAGAAUGGCGAGGACGAGCUGGGCCUCUCAGGGGGACAUCGCUCACCCAGUCGGCGGCGGGCAUCGAGCGUCCUCGAAAAUGGGAUCAUCUGCAAUAUGGGUGGAGCCAGAGGGAGAGAGGUGCCGCCGGAUCACUGGGAGCAGGCGUUCAGCGAUCCAGGAGAGUGUCACUACAAGGACCACAAGAGGACCAGCUGGCAGAGUCCUCGGGCUCCAAGCAGGGAGUCAAUCUACAAAAACGAAUGGUUCACAGAGCACCCAGAGGAUCUUCGGGGUUUUCUUGUGCGCACACAUUUGAUCAAGGGCCCCAGAGGUUUUGGCUUCAAUAUCGUUGGAGGCAGCAAGCCAAGAGAGUUCCUGCAGGUCUACAGCGUGACUUCAAGUGGACCCUCAGCACUCAAGACAGCGGACAUCCUGGUGUAUAUCAAUGACAUUUGUGUGUUGGGAGUGUCCCACAAGGAGGUAGUGGAGAUGCUCAAGUCAAUACCAGUGGGCCACAGUGUACAUAUAGCAGUCAGAAGAGGAUACCCCAUGUUAUACAACCAUGACGGGUGUCUCAAGCAGCCCCCACAGAACAUACUGGACAAUGAGGACCCCAUCUUGUUACCUACCACCUUCCAGCCUCAGUCUCUUCACCAAAUACCUCGCCACCCAACACCAACUCCCCAGACCCAUCACUUUAACGGAUUCCAUGGUGAUUACAUGGAGCCUGGCAUGAUCCUUGACGCUAAUGGAAAUGCCACUUCAUUAGCUAGCAGACAGUCCUCAUUCAGACGCUCCAGUUUGAGUAAUGCUGCCUCUCCGCCCCUUACACGCCCACCUCGUUCCCUGAGAAGCUUGGCCCGACUGCAGUCGUUUGACCCAACACUGGCAAGCCAGAGUGACAGUGAAGUGGUCUCUGCAAUUGGUUCACACAGGGCAUCGGUGAUCCGUAAUCACAACAAUAACUCCCUGUCAACACCGCCCCAUCAUUUACGUUACGGUACAUCCAAGUCAUCCGAGAGUGACUUAUCUACCUGCACCCUGCCUGUGUCCCGCCUGCCCAUGCCUCAGUCACCCAAGAGGCCCUCAUCAUCCCCAGGUGGUCCCCGCAGUGCUCACGCCCACCUCUUCAGGCCGCAGUCCUCCCACCUCAGACCUCCACCAACACCUGACAGCCCCCGCCACCGCAGCUUUAAUGGUUUCCAUAGCAACACCAGCCCUACUGCAAGUCCCAGCAAGAUGUCCUCUCCUGGUGCAAUGAGUGUGGGUAGUGGACUUGGAGGAUUCAGCGGAGGGGAGUUGGUGCCGGUGGCUUUGGCCCAGAGUGAAAGAGACAGGGGCCUGGGCUUCAGCAUGAUGGCUGGUGGUCCAGGAGGCUGGAUGACCAUUGUGAGGAGAAUCUGGGACAGGAAGCAGUGCAAUACUUUACAGCCAGGGGAUGCUAUUGUCAAAAUCAAUGGAGCUGAUGUUCAGAGCCUUAGUCUUGCUCAGGUACAAACAGUUCUUCAGGAGCAUACCAAACAGGGAGAAGUCAUCCUAUUGGUAUACAGGGGAGGCAUCUAUCAUUCAACUAUUUCCCCAGGCUCCAUUCGGAGACUUUGCCCUCCUCUGCUCCACCCUCCUCCUCCACCUGGUGGCUUGGACAGCCACGUCAUCCACAGUGAUGCCUUACCUAUGCCCCGUACUUCAUUCAGUACUCCUCCAUCCUCGGCCCAGACGUGUUCCUCGCUGAUCCAGAGCACCAGUUUCUUGGAGUCAAUUCCGGUCACUCUGACCAUGGAGCCCAAAGACUGGAUCAAAACAGGUUUGGAGGAUGAUGCCGGUAGAGUCACAGAACACGAUUCAGGUCUGGAAAUGCGAGAAGAUGAGAGAGUCCGACCACUGAGAGGGUUUGAUGUGGAGUUGAGGAGAAAGCCAGGGGAGGGUUUUGGAUUCGUCAUCGCCUCUCAAGAUCUGGAGAACACGAAAGCUGCAUCCCUUCUCCCCCACCGCUUUGUGACGGUGCGCAGAGGCAGCCCGGCAUCUAAGAGCGGUCAGAUUCGGCCCGGAGAUCGAUUGGAGGCCGUUGAAGGACGCUCAGUGGUGACACUUCCUCAUCGCGAGCUUGCCCAGAUUCUACGGCGUGCAGGAAACACUCUACGCCUCACCAUUGUCCCCCGGCCCAGCACCUACUCACCAGGCCUUUCGGAGCCCACAGAGUAUGACCUUGGUCACAGAAGCAAAAAGGGUCAGAGGUCACGGCCAAAACGCGACUCCAGGUAUUACAGCAUCGACUUGGAUCGGGGCCCCUCUGGCUUUGGGUUCAGCCUCAGAGGGGGAAGUGAAUACAACAUGGGCCUCUACGUCCUGGGACUAAUGGAGGGAGGGCCGGCCUCACGCAGCCAAAAGAUGCAGGUGAGUGACCAGCUUGUGGAGAUCAAUGGUGACAGCACAGCGGGGAUGACACACAGUCAGGCAGUGGAGCAGAUCCGCAGAGGAGGCCACCGCAUUCAUCUGGUCCUCAAGAGAGGAAAUGGAUAUGUGCCUGACUAUGGCCAUAAGCACAGAAUCACCUCCCCCUCCCACCUGCGUCACCCCCGGGAGCAGGGUAUGGCUGCAGUAGACUCUACCAGGCAGAGGGGGCACCGCUCCAAGCAGAAGAGGAGAAGCAAGUCUUUGGACGCACGUGAGAAACGAACAGGAAGGAGGAAAAGGCGUUCAGGAGGUCGCUCAGGAUUACGUAGCCCCAACUUGGAGAUUGUGGAUGACGAGGGAGGCCAGCGGGAGAGCUCACAGAAAGCGAGGAGGAGGAAAAGAGAAUCUCGGAGUCUGCCAAAAGACGCCCUGUCGUUUUCUGAUAGUGAUGAUAAGAACGUGACAGCAAGCAGGAGAAAAGGUGAGAGAGGGAGGAGCAGAGAGUGGAGAGGUAGGAGUGAGGAGCACCUGAGGAGUGAGGAAGGGAAGGAGUCUGUGCAAGAGGAGAAGCAGGAAGUAGCUCCUGUUGAGGAGAGGGUAGCAGAAAAGGCCAAAGAGGUAAAGGAGGAAGCAAAUCUAGAGAGAGGAGACAGCUCGGAGGAUGUUGUGCUGCCAAUUCCAAGUCGUGCAAAAAAUCUUCCUCGGCCCAAAGAGGAGAGUGAGGAGGAAAACGAUGAGAACUGGGAAGUGGCAGCAGGCUACCAUGAGAUGAAGCAGCUGCAGGGCUUACUAGACGAUGAUGAGGGUGAAGAUCGGCGUCUGGGAGUUGAGGAAGAUCACAGAGAAGAUGAUGCACACAACAGACCUUUGUCAAGUGAUGCUGUGAUGUAUUCACAGAGGAAACCAUUCUCCUUCCUCACUUCCUCACUUUCUUUAGAUCAGCUGAGGGAUGAUGAGUCAGAGUCUGGAGGCAGCGAAUCAGAUGGCAGCAUGUCUGCGGCCAGCAUCUCUGGCCUCUCUGUGGUCGCUGCAGAAGCAGGCAGGCGCAGGGCCAUCGUGCUGCCAGGUCCUUGGCUCACACCCAGCCACCAGUAGGUGGCUCGGGACAAAGUUGAGAACAGGCUCUCUUGAAGGCGGACAGGGCAGGGCGGGGGGAGAAGUGCUGCCUCUUGACUGAAGCAGGCAGGAUGUUGAGCAGCAGCAGCAGGAUAGUACUGGAUCCCAUUUUUCAUUCGCUUGGAGAUCAACUUGAUUUCUGCAACAGUCACCUUUAUUUUAUACAGAAGUAAAUUGUAUAUGUUAUUGAUACCAAUGCAAUUAUCGACUAUGCUCGUCAGUCCGGUUGUGUAUCUGUGGAAUAAUUGUGAGCGAGUUUGGCUAUUUUGUAGCAACAGUCGAUAAUGAUCUAAAUAUGACUAUAUACGAGCAAGAUACGUUUUUAUUUUUUAUAUCAUGGGAUGAGACUACACAGGAUUUGCAUUGGCGUGUAGCAUUAAUGUUAGUUCAUAUGAAUCAUUAUUAUAUAUGACAGACACGCUUCUCAGUUGUGAGACAGCAUACUUAAAGCCCUAUUUCAUUUGAAAUCAUAGUUUUACAGAAUGUACGCUAUUUAUCAUCCCUCUUUGUCAAACGAGGCCUCUGUUAAAUUCAAUCUGUAAAAUGAAAUUAUGCAGUUCUUUACUGAAACCACUUGUCAAUGCCUAUCCCCGAGUUAAAAGUUAUAUUCUUUGUGCCUUUUUACAGCUGGUUUGUCGCCAGUGUUACAAGUUGUAAAUGUCCUUUUCUGUUCUUUCUGUGUCACUGUUGCUCUCGUUAUGUUGCACUCCUGUCUUAACUUAAUUUUUCCAGGGUAACAAAUGUACAGUACAGCGGAUUAGAUUUACGUAUUAACUGUAUUGACCCCAAGACAAUUUCAGUUUUUCAAGAUACAUUUUUUGAAAAAUAUUUGUACGGCAAAAUCAAACAAAAUAAUUUAAAAACAAUUGUUUUCAGUAUUUAUAGUUUAACUGAUCCUCAUUAUCUUAAAAUUGGCAUAAUAACUCCCCUGUUGUUGUUGAGUGACAGGAAGAAAAGCUCUGACUCGCUUGGGGAGAAGUCGUUUGGCGCCACCAAAUGUAUACAAAACAAUGGCUGCCCUAGAAGUAAAAAGAAACAAACGUGAUGAAUUCACCAAAGGAUUAAAGUAAAACCCACACAUGAAUCAAAUUAAGAAAUCUGUGGGGUGGUUUGAAGGGGGCUGUGAACAGAAAAUACCCUCACAAUGUGACAAAUUAAAGUGGAGGUGUGCCCUAGACCUACUGUAUCUGUGUCUAUGGUAACAGGUGCAUCAACUAAGUGUUUGUAGAUGCACACCAUUCUGCCAAUAUGUUAUUUUCAUUUUUGCAGUUUGGGAUUUCAGUUCAUUUUUUAGCAGUUUCAUCUUGACCACAUCACAAAAACCUUUUUUUGUUAUGUGUAAAAAUGUGCGUUAUGUGUUAUGUAUCUCACACACCUUCAUGUAGUCUGCUCCCCAUCUGUCUCACCGCUGUACUUUCCCAAGUAUCUCCCACUAGGCCUACUGUACAAAGCCUGCAUAAAUGUUCACGUAUACCUCAUGAAGAUGCCGAGCAAUAAUAAUGUAACUGUCAGCCAUCUGUUUCCCUGUCGGCCUGGUCUGUGGUGUGCAGACACUUGACUUAUAGGUGUAUAUUUCUGAUCACGCAAAUCCCCUUUUACUGCAGCUAUGAUAAUUUACAGCCAUGUAUAUUCUGUAAAUAUUUGUAAAGAAGUUUAUAUGUACAUAUGCUACAUGUAAUUCGCGCGACAGCUAUCCACUCAUAUAUUUGUUGUGUGAUAAAUAUAUAUAUAUAUACAGUAUAUAUAUAGCUUGUGUGAAGGACCUACAUUUAAACAUUUAAAGUACAUUUGAUGAUACCAGCCCUAUUUGUUAAUGAAUGUUUUUAAUGUGCUGCCUGGGUGUGAAUUGGGAUGCUCACUUUGUACCAGAAGUCAGUGAGAAAUGCCAAAAGUAAGCUGUCGGUGUGCACAUUUCAACCACUAUCUGGAGUCUUGACAGUGCUGUGCCCAUUGUGCCACGUACAGUUGCCUUGGUAAUAUCAACUCCUUUAUCCUGACCUGAUCUGUCUAACUGUGAAACCCGUACUGUAAUUUCAGUAAUUUCGGUCAGGCUCAAUCACUGACAAAUCAUUCACAAGCCUAAUUGUUGCGUCUGAGAUGGAUUUAUUUGUUUUGCAAUUGUGUUAUGGCAAUACAAAAACUGGGGUGAAGAGAUACUGUGAGAUGUUAUUUUUCUAUGAAAUUAUCUUUUUCGAAUUACUCAGGUUUUCAGAUACUUUAGAUAGAUAAGCCAUUUGGGAGGGAAAGUGACACAUUUUCAUGACGUAGAUUCUUACAUUAUUUGUGAUGAGGCAACAUCUGGAGACAAUGACUGUUAUUUUAUUCAAAAAAAUCCCAUUAAUACAUUCCUGGAUUACUACCCCACAUGGUUAAACCCUAAAAAGUGUGUUGCAUGUGCUGCCUGGAGUGAGAGCACACUGCCAAUGUGUCACUUCACUUUUAUAACCAAUGUUCUUUUUUUGGACUUUCAUUUCCCAAAGGAGAUUAUAUGUCUGAAAUGUCAACACAUUCUAAUAAAAGUGCAAAUAAGCUGCUGAA
Messenger RNA from Dunckerocampus dactyliophorus (ringed pipefish), 12568 nucleotides. It is a transcript of the gene magixb, whose product is annotated as membrane-associated guanylate kinase, WW and PDZ domain-containing protein 2. Bases 6335 to 10009 code for a protein of 1224 amino acids. Gene Ontology annotation, molecular function: protein binding. NCBI's taxonomy places the organism in Eukaryota, Metazoa, Chordata, Actinopteri, Syngnathiformes, Syngnathidae. Gene Ontology annotation, cellular component: cytoplasm. The record is from RefSeq and is a predicted model, not a curated record. The transcript has 14 exons. Gene Ontology annotation, biological process: signal transduction.